GCGUUAAGUUAGUUCUUCAGUGACUAUCGUGCAGUGUCGUAUCGUUAAUAAACAAAACUGAAAAAUGACUGGACGCGGUAAAGGUGGCAAAGGUCUGGGAAAAGGUGGCGCUAAGCGUCAUCGCAAAGUCUUGCGUGAUAACAUCCAGGGUAUUACGAAGCCAGCUAUCCGUCGUUUGGCUCGUCGUGGCGGUGUGAAGCGCAUCUCUGGUCUUAUCUACGAGGAAACUCGUGGAGUUCUAAAAGUGUUUUUGGAGAACGUAAUUCGCGAUGCUGUCACCUACACCGAACACGCCAAAAGGAAGACCGUGACGGCCAUGGAUGUUGUUUAUGCCCUGAAGAGACAAGGACGCACUCUAUACGGCUUUGGCGGUUAAAAUUAUUUUUGUACAGCCUGUACUUAACUAUGUAUACAAUCGGUCCUUUUCAGGACCACAA
Drosophila bipectinata is the source of this 437-nucleotide messenger RNA. RefSeq names its product histone H4. Gene Ontology annotation, molecular function: DNA binding; protein heterodimerization activity; structural constituent of chromatin. The record is from RefSeq and is a predicted model, not a curated record. Gene Ontology annotation, cellular component: nucleosome. Gene Ontology annotation, biological process: nucleosome assembly. Lineage: Eukaryota; Metazoa; Arthropoda; Insecta; Diptera; Drosophilidae.